This is a messenger RNA of Juglans microcarpa x Juglans regia, 1636 nucleotides long. RefSeq names its product serine hydroxymethyltransferase 4-like. NCBI's taxonomy places the organism in Eukaryota, Viridiplantae, Streptophyta, Magnoliopsida, Fagales, Juglandaceae. Gene Ontology annotation, cellular component: cytoplasm. Gene Ontology annotation, biological process: tetrahydrofolate interconversion; L-serine catabolic process; folic acid metabolic process. The transcript has 4 exons. The coding region runs from base 57 to 1472 and encodes 471 amino acids. The record is from RefSeq and is a predicted model, not a curated record. Gene Ontology annotation, molecular function: serine binding; pyridoxal phosphate binding; glycine hydroxymethyltransferase activity.
CUGCUUGUUCGUUGUCCUCGCCUCUUUCUCCUCUCUCUCUCUCUCUCUCUCUCUCGAUGGAUCCCGUUAACGCAUGGGGAAACAAACCGCUCCAAACUGUGGAUCCAGAAAUCCAUGACCUUAUAGAGAAGGAGAAGCGCCGGCAAUGCCGCGGCAUCGAACUAAUUGCGUCGGAGAACUUCACCUCCUUCGCCGUCAUCGAGGCCCUCGGCAGCGCCUUGACCAACAAGUACUCCGAGGGCAUGCCUGGGAACAGGUACUACGGUGGGAACGAGUUCAUUGACGAGAUCGAGAAUCUAUGCAUGUCACGUGCCCUCCAGGCCUUCCACCUCGACCCCACUGGCUGGGGCGUCAAUGUCCAGCCCUACUCCGGUUCCCCUGCUAACUUCGCUGCCUACACAGCCGUUCUCCAACCCCAUGACCGCAUCAUGGGUUUGGAUCUUCCCUCUGGCGGUCACCUCACCCACGGCUACUACACCUCCGGAGGGAAGAAGAUCUCUGCCACCUCGAUUUACUUCGAGAGUCUUCCCUAUAAGGUGAAUUCCACCACUGGGUAUAUUGACUACGAUAAAUUGGAGGAGAAAGCCCUGGAUUUCAGGCCCAGGCUGAUCAUUUGCGGUGGGAGUGCAUAUCCCAGGGACUGGGAUUACGCCAGGUUCCGCUCUGUUGCCGAUAAGUGCGGCGCGCUCUUGCUUUGUGACAUGGCUCACAUUAGUGGCCUUGUUGCUGCUCAGGAAGCUGCGAAUCCCUUUGAAUACUGUGACAUAGUCACGACCACAACUCACAAGAGCUUGAGGGGUCCUAGGGCUGGUAUGAUCUUCUACAGGAAGGGGCCUAAACCAGCCAAGAAGGGCCAGCCAGAGGAUGCAGUUUACGAUUUUGAAGACAAGAUCAACUUUGCUGUUUUCCCCUCCCUUCAGGGUGGUCCUCACAAUCACCAGAUUGGUGCCCUAGCUGUUGCUCUGAAACAGGCCAUGUCACCCGGGUACAAGGCCUAUGCCAAACAAGUCAAGGCCAAUGCAGUCGCCCUUGGAAACUACCUGAUGAGCAAGGGAUACAAGCUUGUCACUGGUGGAACUGAGAACCACCUUGUCCUGUGGGAUCUUCGGCCUCUUGGGUUGACUGGCAAUAAGGUUGAGAAGCUUUGUGACCUGUGCAAUAUUACUGUGAACAAGAAUGCCGUGUUUGGUGACAGUAGUGCCUUGUCUCCUGGAGGAGUACGGAUUGGUACCCCGGCCAUGACUUCAAGAGGGUUGGUUGAGAAGGACUUUGAACAGAUAGGAGAGUUCCUUCAUCGCGCCGUGACAAUCACCUUGAACAUCCAAAAGGAAUUUGGAAAGCUAUUGAAGGACUUCAACAAGGGCCUGGUGAACAACAAGGACAUUGAGAAUCUCAAGGUCGAUGUUGAGAAGUUCUCAUCCUCUUUUGACAUGCCCGGAUUCCUGGUGUCUGAGAUGAAGUACAAGGAUUAGGUCUAGUGCUUGAUUCAUUCCUAUUAUAUUUGGUCCAUUGAAGAAGAAAAGAAAAGUUUGGUUUGGCUAGGUUAGUUGCUGUAUUAUCCCACUAUAUAUAUAUAUAUAUAUAUAUAUAUAUAUAUUAAUGUGUUUGUUGGUCUAUGUUAUGAGAGUAUAAAUCA